AUGUCGACCAAAUCGGUACUGCAGGGCUUUGUUACAGGUCUGAAACAUCGCCAGGAGGAUGUUCGGUUUAAGACAGCUGUGGAUCUUCAUCACUUUGUCGUGACAGAGCUGCGGGAGAUGCCUCAAGAGGAGGUUGCCUCAUUCAUGGAUGACUUCAACCACCACAUUUUUGAGAUGGUUUCCAGCUCAGAUGUACAUGAGAGAAAAGGAGGAGUUCUAGCAAUUGUUAGUUUGCUGGGAGGUGAUGUCGGAAACAUUGGUACACGCAUGAGUCGAUUUGCCAACUACCUGAUGAAUCUGCUCCCGUCAAACUCCUAUGACCUCGGAGUCAUGGAAAUGGCAGCCAAGGCAGUGGGUAUACUAGCGCUGUCGUCAGGGACCUAUGCGGCAGAGUAUGUGGAGUUUGAAGUGCGCCGGGCCCUGGAGUGGUUAGUCUCUGAUAGAAUUGAGGGCAGACGACAGGCUGCUGUUUUGGUCCUAAAAGAGCUUGCAGUGAACACGCCAACAUUCUUUUAUCAGCAAGUCCAGCAAUUUUUCGACUCCAUCUUUUUUGCAGUCAGAGACCCAAAGCCAUCAAUUCGGGAAGGAGCUGUGGCUGCAUUAAGAGCUGCUCUUGCAGUUACAUCCCAAAGAGAAACCAAGGCUUCACAGAGACAAGUCUAUAAGCAAUGCUUUGAUGAAUCCUUACAACCCUUUGAUGAGACAUUAGGCAGAGAGAAGAAAAUGACCCGCGAUGACUGGAUCCAUGGAUCACUGCUGAUAAUUAAUGAGCUUCUCCGAUGCAGCAACAAUGAAGCAGAGCGUCUGAGAAUGGAGAUUGAAGAAAUCACUUCUGAGCAGGCAAAUUAUGAUAAAACUUCUAAGGAUGUGACAAGCAGGUCCAGGGGUAAUGGAGGAGUGUCUGCACUGCAGCAGAUUCAACAGAAGUCAUCUCCACUGUAUGCUUUCUUCCCAGGGGCCAAGGACUCCCCACAGAAAAUUCCGGUUCCUCUGAUUGAAAGCAAGACUUGUAAAGAUCUGAUGAAUGGGAAUUUUGACAGGAUCUGCAACUUGAUGUUGGCACACCGAACCAGUCGUAGCCCUUACGUCCAACAGACUUUACUCAUAUGUCUCCCGAGGCUUGCUGCUUUUAAUCCUCCAGUUUUCUCUAGAAU
Messenger RNA from Candidula unifasciata, 1154 nucleotides. NCBI's taxonomy places the organism in Eukaryota, Metazoa, Mollusca, Gastropoda, Stylommatophora, Geomitridae. The record is from the annotation of a GenBank genome assembly.